Molecule: messenger RNA, 2125 nt
Organism: Colletotrichum acutatum
Lineage: Eukaryota; Fungi; Ascomycota; Sordariomycetes; Glomerellales; Glomerellaceae
Product: chromatin remodelling complex subunit
Exons: 3
Coding region: 110-1726 (538 amino acids)
Cellular component (GO): RSC-type complex; nucleus
Molecular function (GO): chromatin DNA binding
Source: RefSeq, a predicted model, not a curated record
CGAUUGACAUUCAUUCAGCCUUGCACUGUACCGAACCUGCGAAUUGCGCCCACAAAUCCCCAUAUCGACUUCACCCUCCGCCUUGUGUUCUCAACGCGCGCGCUUCACAAUGUCCGGACGUCGUUCUCGGUCGGGCAGAGCCGCUGCCAAGCGCGCCUCUGCUGCGCUGCAAAGCACGCCCAGAGCCUUUGAAGGCAUCGACGAUGACGAGCCCGUCCCUGAAGCAGUCGAGUCAGAGCCCGAGCACGAGGCGCCACCCGAAGAUGACGAAGAGGACGAGGAGGAAGAAGAGAAGGCAAAUGAGUCAGGCGAUGAAGAGGAAGCCGCCGACGAGGAUGGAGAGGAGGAAGAGGAAGAGCAAGCAAACGACGAGGGAGAGGAAUCCGAACCUUCAGCCAAAGAACCGACUCCCCCGACCGAGCCCGUGGUGCGUCGCAAGCGACUAGGACGGCCCCCUAAGAACAAGCCACCUGGCUGGGACAAUAUGAUCACCGUACCCGCAUCCGAAGCCGACACUCCGCGACGUAGAGGUCGCGGAGGCUGGCGCGGCCGCGGCGGACGCCGGCCUGCGCCUGGACAGGCACCUCCCAAGCUCAAGCAGGUGAUUGACAAGGAGGGCACAGAGGUCGACAUUGUCGACGACGAGUGCGUGCUCCCCGAGGACGCAGAGGGCGAGCAAAAGGUCGACAAGCUCGGUAACCUCCAGGGCGGCCGCCAGUACCGUUGCAGAACAUUCACGGUCAAGGAUCGCGGCGAGAGGCAGUACAUGCUGUCGACGGAGCCCGCACGUUGUGUCGGUUUCCGCGAUAGUUACUUGUUCUUCAACAAGCACCCGAAGCUGUACAAGAUUAUCGUGAGCGACGACGAGAAGAUGGACAUGAUUGAGCGGAAUAUCAUUCCCCACUCAUACAAGGGCCGUGCGAUAGGUAUCGUCACGGCGCGAUCCGUCUUUGUCGAGUUCGGCGCGAGGAUCAUUGUGGGAGGUCGGAAUAUCGUGGACGACUACCGCGUGGCUGACAUGCGCACCUCUGGCAUUAUCGAGGGACACAUUGCGGACCCUUCAGACGUCUUCAACCCCAACGAGCCGUACAACACAAAUCAGUAUGUUGCGUGGUUCGGUGCCAGUGCCGUGUACCAUACCAACCAAACACCGGCUGCUUCGGAUCCUCUUGCUGGUUUGACAGAGGUGAAGAAGAAGAGGGUCAACGUGAACGAUACGAACUGGCAACUGGAGCACGCUCGUGCUGCAAGCGAGUUCAACAGUCGUCUCAACGCCAUCCGCAUGGCAACGUUGCGGAACGGCGCAUACGACAUUCACACCAACCUGAUGCAGAAGCCAGUCAACACGCAGCCCACCCGCGCUCGCGUCGAGAGAGUCACUCCUGGCGACACAAGCGAUUCGAACAGCGCAUUCCCCUCCGUACCCUCAGCCGUGCAGCGCAACUUCAACGUGGUGGACAUUGUCUACGAAAUACCGCGCGCGGGCGUCCAAUCCGCCGGAAAGCGACCCGCCGAGGUCCCCGACUUCUUGAAACCCUUCAACGGCAUCCUGGCCAUCGGCGACGACCUCAAGGCCCUCCUGCCGCCGGAGUGUCGCGAAUCCCUCGAGAGGCACCAGAACCAGCAGCGGGAGUUUGAGUCGCGCUUCGGCGACGAGAAGGAUAAGAUGGCAAGGGGGAACCUGCAGAUCGACAAGGCGAUUGUGCCGCAGGGCAAGCACUCUUAGAAGGAGCUGAUUGCGAUCCCCGGCUUCUAUCCCACGCCUGACGGCCGCUUCAUAUCGGCGAUGGGCAGACGCGAGUGCAGCUUUUGCGGUGGUAAUGUGAGGGUUUGCGGUCACGGGAGGGAGAAGAGGGCGGUGUUUCAUACGAGGCAUCUUGGUGCUGUCAAGGCUGAGGCUGUUGCUGCUCGGAAGAUGAUGAAGUCGGAGUCUUUUCAGGGCAAGAUGCCGAAUGGGCCUUCUUCCCUUUCGAAGAUGGUGAGCGCGAGUGUCGAGUCUCCCAAGAGGGCGACGAAUGGAGUUGUCACCCGGGGCGCGAAGCGUUCUUCGGAUGGGCUUGGUUCGGGUGAAGCUGUGGGGAAGAGGGUUAAGAUCCAGUCUGAUGUAUUCCGCGGUGGCAUUUGA